UACUUUUCUUUAGGGUGUUGAGCCCUUACUCAGACUGACUCGGACCUCCCUGCUGGUCCCAGUGAGAAGCAAGAAGCGGCACGCUAUCCCUCCUUCUGUCAAUGCUAAGCACCUGACGGAGGAGGAGCACAAGUUGAAAGCCAGGGCUGCUGGCAUUGUGAUACCUUAUGAGCCCCCAGAACGCCCCAUCCAUCUUGCUUGCACAGCUGGAAUUUUUGACCCCUAUGUGCCUCCGGAGGGUGAGGCCCGCUUGUCCUCCCUGUCAAAGGAGGGGCUGAAGCAAAGAGCAGAGCAGCUGAAGCAGCGCGCGGUUUCACAAUUAAUGAUUCGGAAGAUAAAAAAUUAUGUUCCUAACUUCAACACUAAAACUUUCCCCGAGAAAGCCCAGGAGAUAUUCAUUGAAGCUCACAAUUGCCUGGCAAAUUUCAACAAGCUGAAACUUCACUCCUUGGUCACGGAACGCAGCUAUCCGGAAAUGGUGCGCGGGAACAGGUACAAUACCAUCCGCUGGAGCUUUGUGGAGUCGUUGGAGCCUCCCAGGGUGGUUCAGGUUCGGUGCUCGGAUAUGGUGAACAAGGGCAACCUGUACGGGCAGGUGACGGUCUUUAUGCACACCCGGCAGACCUUGGCGAUCUACGACCGGUUUGGGCGCCUGAUGUACGGCGGGGAGCAGGUGCCAAAGGAUGUCUUGGAGUACAUCGUGUUCGAGAGGCACCUGGUGAACCCGUAUGGCUCUUGGCGGAUACACGGCAAGAUAGUGCCAGCCUGGGCACCCCCAAAGGACCCCAUUAUCAAGACGGUGAUGCUCCCUGGCCCCACCCUGGACCCCUCGCAAGAAUUCGAUGAGAUCCAGCAUGAAAUUCCAAAGCCCAAUCGGACGCAGUACAAAUAACGCCGGGCGGGAGGGGCGGCGACACGGAGAAAGCAACAGACUGGAGAUGUGACGGUUCUUUGGUUGUGAUCCGCAAGCAGUGUGACAGCAGGUUCUGUUCCAGCUGAGCACAGACACCACUAGAGAUGUCUGGGUGGGGAAACUUACCAGCAGAAGACUGCCCGGCACGGUUUGGCUCUUCCCCCACCACACAGCAUCCUUCGUGCCGGUCUCCAAACUCCGUCCGGUUUGCUUUGGAGACCAGCCAUCCCACAUCUUCAGGAGUGCACAUUAAGUGACCCUCAGUUCAGGGACCUGCGUCCCUGCUUCCCAGGGCACGGGUGUGUCUAUGGGU
Molecule: messenger RNA, 1226 nt
Organism: Pelodiscus sinensis (Chinese soft-shelled turtle)
Lineage: Eukaryota; Metazoa; Chordata; Testudines; Trionychidae
Source: RefSeq, a predicted model, not a curated record